Spodoptera frugiperda (fall armyworm) is the source of this 2507-nucleotide messenger RNA. RefSeq lists its product as uncharacterized. The transcript is spliced from 2 exons. The record is from RefSeq and is a predicted model, not a curated record. Gene Ontology annotation, molecular function: DNA-binding transcription factor activity, RNA polymerase II-specific; DNA binding. Gene Ontology annotation, biological process: regulation of DNA-templated transcription. NCBI's taxonomy places the organism in Eukaryota, Metazoa, Arthropoda, Insecta, Lepidoptera, Noctuidae. Bases 117 to 2507 code for a protein of 796 amino acids.
UUAAAGACAUUAUAUAUAAGGUUUAAUACCCACCGGAGGUCUUUCUUAGUCGGUUCAAAAGAGUGUGUGAACAGGUUUUGUGUGGGAUAUAUACAAUAAAUAGAAAUAAAUGGAAAAUGGACCGGUUUCAACCUACUAAAGAAGAAUAUCUGAGAUUUAUGCACGUGUUGUCGUUGGAGCAAGAAUACAGCGAUAUUGACCUAACCAAUGAAAUUAACCCAAACAAAGAAACCAAACAAAGAAAGCCUAAAAGAGCCCGCAGUGCAUUUACGACUGAACAAGUAAACUUCCUUGAAACAGAAUACAAGAGAUUUCCUUAUAUUUCUGGUACUAAGCGCCUUGAAAUAGCCACAUUCAUAAAUAUUCCUGAAAAAAACAUCAAAGUAUGGUUUCAAAACCGUCGAAUGAAGGAAAAAAGGGAACGUAUGGAAAUGCUAAUGUAUGAACAAGAUGAGUCAUCAGUGAAUGAACAACCACAUCCAUUACCAGCUGCAGUGAGUGAAAGUGAUUAUGAUAAACAAAAAAAAUAUAUUGACCAAUAUAUUGAAUCUGCAUUAGCAUCUGCAACAUUAAAUCAAUCAUCGGCACCUACAACGGUGACUUCAAUUGCUCAAAUGGGUCAAUCUAUUGAAUCUUCAUCAGCGAUAUCACAUCAAUUAUCGGCACCUGCAACGAUAACUUCAAUUGCUCAAAUGGGUCAAUCUAUUGAAUCUUCAUCAGCGAUAUCACAUCAAUUAUCGGCACCUGCAACGAUAACUUCAAUUGCUCAAAUGGGUCAAUCUAUUGAAUCUUCAUCUGCAACAUCACAUCGAUCGUUGGCACCUGCAACGGUGACUUCAAUUGCUCAAAUGGGUCAAUCUAUUGAAUCUUCAUCAGCGACAUCACAUCAAUCAUCGGCACCUGCAACGAUGACUUCAAUUGCUCAAAUGGGUCAAUCUAUUGAAUCUUCAUCUGCAACAUCACAUCGAUCGUCGGUACCUGCAACGGUGACUUCAAUUGCUCAAAUGGGUCAAUCUAUUGAAUCUUUAUAUGCAACAUCACAUCAAUCGUCGGCACCUGCAACGGUGACUUCAAUUGCUCAAGCGGGUCAAUCUAUUGAAUCUUCAUCUGCAACAUCACAUCAAUCAUCGGCACCUGCAACGGUGACUUCAAUUGCUCAAAAUACUGUGCCUGAAACUAAAAUAGUUCAUCCUUCUGCGCUAUUCAUAAGUACUGAUAAAUUGUCAUCAAAACCAAAAACAUCUGCUGAACUGUCAAUCGAGUUAUGCAAGAAAUACAAUGAAUUAUUUUCAAAACAAUUUUCCAAUAAACAGGCGAGACAAGAGGUUCCUGAUGAAAUACUAGGAUGCCAGAAUCAGCCAGAACAGUUAGCACAAAACAGGAACAUGAACGCACCUGUCGCACAUACUAGUAGAAUAAAUGAACCUAUGGGACAUACUAGUAGAAUGAACCAACCCGUGGCAGAUACUAGUAGGAUGAACGCACCUAUCGCACAUACAAGUAGGAUGAAUGAACCUAUGGCACAUACUAGUAGGAUGAACGCACCUGUGGCACAUACUAGUAAGAUGAAUGAACCUAUGGCACAUACUAGUAGGAUGAAUGAACCUGUGGCACAUACUAGUAAGAUGAAUGAACCUAUGGCACAUACUAGUAGGAUGAAUGAACCUAUGGCACAUACUAGUAGGAUGAACGCACCUGUGGCACAUACUAGUAGGAUGAACGCACCUGUCGCACAAACUAGUAGGAUGAACGCUCCUGUCGCACAUACUAGUAGGAUGAAUGAACCUAUGGCACAAACAAAUAGGAUGAAUGAACCUAUGGCACAUACUAGUAGGAUGAACGCACCUGUGGCACAUACAAGUAAGAUGAAUGAACCUAUGGCACAUACUAGUAGGAUGAAUGAACCUAUUGCACAUACUAGUAGGAUGAACGCUCCUGUGGAAUAUACUAGUAGGAUGAAUGAACCUGUGGCACAAACUAGUAGAAUGAAUGAACCUGUGGCACAAACUAGUAGAAUGAACGCACCUGUGGUACAAAAUAGGCAAAUGAAUGCACCUGUGCCACCAAAUAGGCAAAUGAACGCACCUGUGGCACCAAAUAGGCAAAUGAACGCACCUGUGGCACCAAAUAUUCAAAUGAACGCACCUGUGGCACCAAAUAGGCAAAUGAAUGCACCUGUGCCACCAAAUAGGCAAAUGAAUGCUCCAGUGGCACACACUAGUGAAAAGAAUAAACCCCUGGCGGGUCCUCAGGCUAUGUCUAAUAAUCCUGGAUUUAUAUCAUCAGUACCAAUGGUUUCACCAUUUUAUCCGCAGGCUUUCAUUCCUGCUGUUUGGAAUCCAAUGGGAGGAUUAAUGCCUAUAGGCGUACCGGUACCGAUACGACCACCUUUAGUAAAUCACAUGUGUUUGCCUGAAGAACUGUGUAAGUGUGAAUGUCAUGAAAAACAAAAAGAGACGCCAAAACAACAAGAUGCCCAUGAUUUGCCACAGCAAAAUGCACCUUAA